AUGGAAAGAGCGUUUUGCGAUCAAGUAAUGACUGGGGAUUGUUGCUGGCCUGAUUUUUGUAGCAUUGGAAUGCUUCUUCAUGUGCUCUUUGUGGCUGGUCCUUUGGAUUUUUGGUAUUGGAUUCGAUCCAGUCUGAAGUCCGUGAAUGGUCGCACUGUUGUUAUUACGGGUGGUGCGUCUGGUAUUGGUAAACGAUUAGCUGAAUUAUUCGCCAUACGUUUGGGUGCCAAAGUUGCUAUUUUGGAUAUCAACCAACAUGGUGCGCAGGAGACAAUGGACAACAUUGUUCAGAAUGGUGGCAUUGCGCAGUGUUGGAAAUGUGACAUAAGUCAGGUAGAAGAGGUGAAUGAAUGCGCCCAACAAAUUACUGUCGCAUUUGGAAAUGUUGAUAUUGUAAUUUGUAAUGCAGCUGUUCUAUAUAUCGGAGGGAUGUUGGAUUUGACGACAUCUCAACUCCAAAAAUCGCUCGACGUCAAUGUAAUGGGAACGAUCAACACAAUUCGGGCAUUUCUUCGCUCGAUGGAACAACGAAAUGAAGGACAGAUAGUUGCAGUUUCGUCAAUUGCUGGUUUCUGCGGUGAAACGAACGGUAUUGCGUAUUGCAGUACGAAAUUUGCCAUUAGAGGUGUAAUGCAGUGCCUGGAAAUGGAAAUGAAGGACAGAGGUCUGAACGGUAUACGAUGCACAACAGUGUGUCCAUACUUCACACGAACACCGAUGAUUCUGAAUUUGCGAAUGAGGCCCACAUCCAUAUGGUUGCCAUUCAUGUCGGUUGAUCGCUGCGCAUGCGAAAUUGCAGAUGCGAUCCUGAGAGAGAAGAACAUCGCAUUCGUCCCAUAUUAUGUUAGCAUCAUUGCACAGUUGAAAGGGUUACUACCGGAACGUGUGGAAAAUGCUUGUCGAGAGUAUCUAAAUUGUCGCUAUGAACCGCUGAAAGACGAAGAAAUGGAAAGGAAAGAGAUAACAAUUGCUAAGAAAACGGAUUACUUUAAAGAGCUCGACGCUGGCAAAAAAUAUGCACUGCUUACUGCUUAUCUCGUAUUAAUGGCCAGUUUUCUGCUGAUGGAGGGUGCCUUACAAAACGUGCUACAAGCACUGCUACUCCUCAUCACUUCAUCGAAUCUCGUGCUGGCAAUUUAUGCAUUGCAUGUUUGCGAUCAAUUGCAGUUCUCAUUUCCUUGUAAAUUUCGAUGGUUCAUGCAAACUUUCUGUUUCGGUUCUGUUUCUUUUUUGCAACUUUGUCGUUUUCGGUAUCUCUCCGGUAAGAAGGAUUAUGUUGGGUGA
Acanthocheilonema viteae is the source of this 1284-nucleotide messenger RNA. The record is from the annotation of a GenBank genome assembly. Lineage: Eukaryota; Metazoa; Nematoda; Chromadorea; Rhabditida; Onchocercidae.